CGCUCUAGCCGCCGAGCUUCCGCCUCUCUCCUGCUCUGCGGAGCUGGGGGCCAGCGAGGGGGAGGGUCUUCCGGACACAGGCGCGCAAGGUCAGGAGCAGGGAAUCUUGUUCCUUACUGCGUAAGAAAAUGUCACUUUCAGAAUAUGCGCUGCGCAUGUCCCGUCUGAGUGCCCGGAUCUUUGGUGAAGUGGCCAGGCCUACUGAUUCAAAGUCCAUGAAAGUGGUGAACCUGUUCAGUGAGCAGCCCUUGGCCAAAAGGAAAGAGACUUACGACUGGUAUCCAGAUCACAACGUAUACUUCGCGCUCAUGGCCAGGCUCCGUUUCCUUGGCCUUUACAGAGAUGAGCAUCAGGAUUUUAAGGAAGAGCAAAAACGUCUAAAAAAGCUCCGCGGAAAGGGGAAACCAAAGAAAGGAGAAGGGAAAAGAGCUGCAAAAAAGAAAUAGUAUCAUCUCCUCAAGGAAAAAAAUUCCUUCCUCAGUGACUAAGAAAGUGUAUCUCAUCAUCUUUUCACAUAUUAGAGGAAUAUGACCUUCCUCAGUAGACAUCAGCCCUGUGUUCAUGUCCACCUCAGUUAAACUGUGACUGGCUUCUUGAAGAUAUUCUAAUCCUUCAAAAUUAUAUUGACCUUGGUUUUAUAAUCUAAAGCUUACCAAAUUCUAUCAUGGAAUGAAUAAACUAUUGUUUAGUGAUUUGUUGAA
This is a messenger RNA of Psammomys obesus (fat sand rat), 701 nucleotides long. It is a transcript of the gene Mrps33, whose product is annotated as mitochondrial ribosomal protein S33. The coding region runs from base 129 to 446 and encodes 105 amino acids. Gene Ontology annotation, cellular component: mitochondrion. The transcript has 3 exons. The record is from RefSeq and is a predicted model, not a curated record. Lineage: Eukaryota; Metazoa; Chordata; Mammalia; Rodentia; Muridae.